Messenger RNA from Condylura cristata (star-nosed mole), 1027 nucleotides. RefSeq names its product spermidine/spermine N1-acetyl transferase-like 1 (gene SATL1). Gene Ontology annotation, cellular component: cytosol. Lineage: Eukaryota; Metazoa; Chordata; Mammalia; Eulipotyphla; Talpidae. The record is from RefSeq and is a predicted model, not a curated record. Bases 1 to 882 code for a protein of 293 amino acids. Gene Ontology annotation, molecular function: N-acetyltransferase activity. The transcript has 6 exons.
AUGUGGCAACCAGGGCCCAGUCGACAAGGGCCCAGUCAAUCAAGCAGGUGGCAAUCAAGGUUCAGUCAAUCAAGUAUGUGGCAACCAGACCCUUACCAAAUAGGCCUGAGACAACCUGCCCCAUGGCAACUAGGCCCAAGCCAACAAGGUCUGAGGACACCAGGCAUGGAAAAAUCAGGCAUGAAUCAACUGCAACGAGGCCCAAAUCAAUACAGCAGUAUUCAUUCAGGCAUGUGGCAUCCAGGUCCUAGCCAACUAGGUUUCAGGCAACUGGAUCCAAGCCAAUCAGGCAUGAGGCAACCAUUUCCAAGUCAAGUAGGUAUCAGGCAAGAAGCCCCAAGCCAAUCAGACAUGCAGCAGCCAUGCAAUGAUUCAUUCCUGGUAAGACCUGCGGAAGCACGUGACUGCCCAGAAAUCCUGCACCUAAUUAAAGAAUUGGCUGCCUGUGAAAAUAUGCUAGAUGCAGUUAAGCUAACAACAACAGACUUACUAAGGGAUGGCUUUGGGGACAAUCCCCUUUUCUAUUGUCUCAUUGCAGAAGUACACAAUGAACAAAAACCAUCAGGCAAAAUGACUGUUGGAUAUGCUAUGUACUACUUCACAUAUGACCCCUGGAUCGGCAAGUUACUUUACCUAGAGGACUUUUAUGUUAUACAAGCUUACCGAGGUCUAGGUAUUGGGGCUGCACUGCUGAAGAGACUAAGUCAGAUAGCCAUCAGAAGCCAAUGUAACUGCAUGCAUUUACUUGUCGUCAUUUGGAACCAGGCUUCUGUUGAGUAUUACACUCGUCGAGGGGCUUCAGACCUUUCCUCUGAGGAGGGCUGGCAUCUGUUCAGGUUUAACAGAGAAGAGCUCAUGGACAUGGCAGGGGGAGAGUGGUAAACAACUCAUCAUAACUUGUCUCAAAAUAUGCUUCAACAUCUGAGUAUCAUCUUACUGAAGGCUGAGUGUUGUACAAUACAGCAAGUGAUCAAAUACUGGUUUGAAAAGACCUUUUAAUUAUAAACAGACUUUGCAGAUGCAGUCA